AUGACUGGUCGUAUGUCUUCACCAUCCCCCCCCCCGCCCCCCCCAUCACACAAAAUCCAUCAUACUGACUUCUUCCAGGCGGAAAGGGUGGCAAGGGCCUCGGAAAGGGCGGUGCCAAGCGUCACCGAAAGAUCUUGCGCGACAACAUCCAGGGUAUCACCAAGCCCGCCAUUCGUCGUCUCGCGCGUCGUGGUGGUGUCAAGCGUAUCUCUGCCAGUAAGUUCUUCCUGACUCGAUCCAGCUUCACCACCAACAUGUCCUGACACGCGUCACAGUGAUCUACGAAGAGACCCGUGGUGUCCUCAAGACCUUCCUCGAGGGCGUCAUCCGCGAUGCCGUCACCUACACCGAGCACGCCAAGCGCAAGACCGUCACCUCCCUCGAUGUCGUCUACGCCCUCAAGCGACAAGGCCGUACCCUCUACGGUUUCGGUGGUUAA
Lecanosticta acicola is the source of this 439-nucleotide messenger RNA. The record is from the annotation of a GenBank genome assembly. Lineage: Eukaryota; Fungi; Ascomycota; Dothideomycetes; Mycosphaerellales; Mycosphaerellaceae.